Molecule: messenger RNA, 2085 nt
Organism: Arabis nemorensis
Lineage: Eukaryota; Viridiplantae; Streptophyta; Magnoliopsida; Brassicales; Brassicaceae
Source: the annotation of a GenBank genome assembly
AUGCACCGAGCACCCAAAAAGGGAGUGAAAGUGGCUACCAAGAAGAAGCCGGAGAGAGUUACGAAUCCUCUGUUUGAGAGAAGGCCAAAGCAAUUCGGUAUCGGUGGAGCUUUGCCUCCAAAGAAGGAUCUUACUCGUUACAUCAAAUGGCCAAAAUCAAUCCGUCUUCAAAGACAGAAGCGUAUCCUUAAGCAGAGGUUGAAGGUUCCUCCAGCUCUUAACCAAUUCACCAAGACUCUUGAUAAGAACCUUGCAACCAAUCUCUUCAAGAUUCUCUUGAAGUAUAGGCCAGAGGACAAAGCCGCAAAGAAAGACCGUCUUUUGAAGAAGGCUCAGGCUGAGGCUGAGGGAAAGCCUUCUGAAUCGAAGAAGCCUAUUAAUGUGAAGUAUGGACUUAACCACGUGACUUACCUCAUCGAGCAGAACAAGGCACAGCUUGUGGUGAUUGCACACGAUGUCGACCCAAUCGAGUUGGUGGUCUGGUUACCUGCACUCUGCAGGAAAAUGGAAGUCCCUUACUGCAUUGUGAAGGGAAAAUCUCGUCUUGGAGCGCUCGUUCACCAGAAGACUGCUGCUUGUUUGUGUUUGACCACUGUGAAGAGCGAGGACAAGAUGGAGUUCAGCAAAAUCCUUGAAGCCAUCAAGGCCAACUUCAACGACAAGUACGAGGAGUACAGGAAGAAGUGGGGAGGAGGCAUAAUGGGAUCAAAGUCUCAAGCCAAGACCAAAGCUAAGGAGAGAGAAUACAUAAGAAACUCGAGAGGAAUUGAGUUGUUCGCUUGCAGAUGGAUUCCAUCUUCUUCUUCUCCUCCCCGAGCUCUCGUCUUCCUCUGUCAUGGCUAUGCAAUGGAGUGCAGUGGCUUCAUGAGAGAAUGCGGUAUACGAAUGGCAUCAGCAGGAUAUGCGGUGUUUGGGAUGGAUUACGAAGGACAUGGUCGGUCCAAAGGUGCUCGUUGUUACAUCAAGAAGUUCAGUAACUUAGUAAACGAUUGCUACGACUAUUACACAUCCAUCUCUGCGCGAGAAGAAUACAGAGAGAAAGCAAGAUUCUUGUAUGGAGAAUCCAUGGGAGGUGCAGUUUCUUUGUUACUUCACAAGAAAGAUCCUUCUUUCUGGAACGGUGCCAUUCUCGUUGCUCCAAUGUGUAAGAUAUCAGAGAAGGUGAAACCACAUCCAGUAGUCAUAAAUCUACUAACCAGAGUCGAAGAGAUCAUACCAAAAUGGAAGAUUGUUCCAACAAAAGAUGUCAUUGACGCAGCUUUCAAAGAUCCGGUCAAGCGCGAAGAGAUAAGGAACAACAAGCUGAUAUAUCAAGACAAGCCAAGACUAAAAACCGCACUUGAAAUGCUUCGAACGAGCAUGAACCUCGAAGAAACACUCCACGAGAUCACAUUACCGUUCUUUGUCCUCCACGGUGAAGCAGACACAGUGACUGAUCCAGAGAUAAGCAAAGCUCUGUUCGAGAAAGCAAGCACACGUGACAAAACCAUCAAGCUAUAUCCAGGCAUGUGGCAUGGUUUGACUUCUGGUGAGCCUGAUGCUAACGUUGACCUUGUCUUUGCUGACAUCAUCACUUGGCUUGAUGACCGUACUGGCGACUCUGCUUCUCUCACCGUUACUCCGGCCCGGGGUUUAACGGCUAAUGUUCAAAAGGUCGUUGACGGCGUUAGUAACGGUCAACAGAAACCUAAACGGUCACAUGCUAGUCUUCUUUGUGGAUUAGACGGUGGUGGACGCCGUUUAGUACAUCGAUCUUCUAUUAGGCCAAUGGAAGAGGAUACCAACCAGGGAAAGACGGAGGAGGAGGAAUUCAACACCGGUCCACUCUCGGUUCUGAUGAUGAGUGUUAAGAAUAACACGCAGGUGUUGAUCAAUUGCCGCAACAACAGGAAACUCCUUGGCCGAGUAAGGGCGUUUGACAGGCAUUGCAACAUGGUUCUGGAAAAUGUCAGAGAAAUGUGGACUGAGGUCCCGAAAACCGGAAAAGGAAAGAAGAAAGCUCUUCCGGUCAACAGAGAUCGUUUCAUCAGCAAGAUGUUUCUUCGUGGAGACUCUGUGAUUAUCGUCCUCAGGAAUCCCAAGUGA